Sceloporus undulatus (fence lizard) is the source of this 4078-nucleotide messenger RNA. It is a transcript of the gene RCC2, whose product is annotated as regulator of chromosome condensation 2. The coding region runs from base 383 to 2029 and encodes 548 amino acids. The record is from RefSeq and is a predicted model, not a curated record. NCBI's taxonomy places the organism in Eukaryota, Metazoa, Chordata, Lepidosauria, Squamata, Phrynosomatidae. The transcript has 13 exons.
CAAAAAAAGGGGGGGGGGAGGAAGUCGGAUCCACGUGGUUUAAUCCGGAGCAAGACAGAGGUCCCAUUGUUCCAGAUCAAUAAAAAGAAGAAGAAGAAAGAAGAGAGGAGCAGACGGAAAGAAGGAAGGAAGGAAGGAGGGAUAAAAACAAAUAAAGGGACCCAAUUGCAAAGCCUCGAUUGCAACAAAAAAGGAAGGAAAUUAAGAGGAGGAUACGUUAUUGUUAUUGUUGUUAUUAUCUUUGCAAAGAGGAAGCUGCAACGGUUGCAAUUAUAUAUAGAUAUCUAUAUAUAUUGUUGCACAGAAGAGACGUUUGGAAAGGAAAGAAGGAGGAAAGAAGGAGGAAAGAAGGCGAGAACGAGUGAAAGUUCGGACGCGAAAGAUGCCGCGGCGGAAGACGACAUCAACGGAGGCCUCCUCCGCAGCGUGGGACAACGGGACGGGGGCCACCCGAAAGCGCCCCGCUUCGUCUCGGGGGGUGCCCCCCGCGGCCAAAAAGAGGGCGCCCCCCCGAGAUUUUGGGGGGAGCAGUAGUGGCAGCAAUAAUGGCGGCGGAGAUGGCAGCAGCGGAGACGAACGCGACGUUGGCGCGGCGUUGCCCCCCGCCAUGACGGCCGGAGGGGGCAAGAAGGGGUCCCGGUCUGGAGCGGGGGGACGGGGGGCUUUGUCCGACCAGAACCAGCCAAACCAGCAGCCCCAGGCGGCCAUAGUGGUCAAUGAGCCCGAACACAGCAAGGAGCGCAUUAAACUCGAAGGCUCCAAGUUCAAGGGACAGCUUUUGAUAUUCGGAGCGACCAACUGGGACUUGAUCGGACGGAAAGAAGUGCCUAAGCAGCAAGCCGCCUACCGCAACCUGGGCCAGAACUUGUGGGGACCCCACAGAUACGGCUGCCUUUUGGGGGUCCAGGUCCGGACGGUGGUUUCAGGGCCCUGCGCCGCUCACAGUCUCCUCAUCACCACCGAAGGGAAGCUCUGGAGCUGGGGGCGAAACGACAAAGGGCAGCUCGGACACGGAGACACCAAGCGAGUGGACGCCCCGAAGCCCAUUGAGAUGCUCAGUGGCGAAAUCAUCGUUUCGGCCGCCUGCGGACGCAACCAUACGCUCGCCCUGACGGAGAACGGUUCUGUGUUUGCCUUUGGAGAAAACAAGAUGGGCCAGCUGGGUCUCGGCAACCAGACGGACGCCAUCCCUAGCCCCACGCAGAUCAUGUACAAUGGUCAGCCGAUUACCAAGAUGGCGUGCGGCGCCGAAUUCAGCAUGGUCAUGGACUGCAAGGGGAACCUCUACUCAUUUGGGUGUCCGGAGUAUGGCCAGUUAGGGCACAAUUCGGACGGGAAGUUCAUUGCCCGCGCACAGAGGAUAGAGUACGACUGCGAGCUGGUUCCCCGCCGCGUCGCCAUCUUCAUAGAGAAGACGAAAGACGGCCAGAUCCUUCCCGUCCCAAACGUCGUCGUGAGAGACGUGGCCUGUGGCACCAACCACACGCUUGUUUUGGACUCCCAGAAACGCGUCUUCUCCUGGGGUUUCGGUGGCUACGGCCGACUCGGACACGCUGAGCAAAGAGACGAAAUGGUGCCUCGGCUGGUGAAGCUUUUCGAUUUCCCCGGACGCGGCGCCGCGCAGAUCUAUGCUGGUUACACCUGCUCCUUUGCGGUCAGCGAAACGGGUGGGCUUUUCUUCUGGGGGGCGACAAACACCUCGCGAGAGUCGACAAUGUACCCCAAAACGGUGCAGGACCUUUGCGGGUGGAAGAUCCGAAGCUUGGCUUGUGGGAAAAGCAGCAUUAUCGUGGCUGCGGAUGAGAGCACCAUCAGCUGGGGACCCUCUCCGACUUUUGGAGAACUGGGAUACGGAGACCACAAACCCAAGUCCUCGACAGCGGCUCAAGAAGUAAAGACCCUGGAUGGGAUUUACACAGAGCAGGUGGCCAUGGGUUACGCGCAUUCGCUGGUGAUCGCCCGUGACGAGAGCGAAGCCGAGAAGGAGAAGCUGAAGAAGCUGCCAGAGUACAACCCACGCACGCUCUGACGCAAGGCGCCACCGACGCCAAUGCCACAUCCGGCCUGGGCCUGUCCUCCUUUCCUUUCCUUCCCGCGAGGCAGCUGCCUCUUCCGAUUGUGCACUGGGAUGCCGAGACGCACGCAAAAAGAGAUUAUGCGUGGACAACGUCGACUUUUUGUUAGAUAACCCGAGGUUUUCGUGUUUUGUUUUGUUCUUUUUAUAAGCAAGUCCCGCAUUUUGACUGCGACUUUUUCUGACCCACUUCGCGCUCGCCUUUGCGCUUUCCUUAGGAUGGCUUGCCGCUUGUAUUUUGUGUUUUGUUUUGUUUAGCAGGGAUUGGGAUGUAGCGGAGGAGGAGGAGGAACAACCCAAUUUUCCUUAUUCCUUUAUUCCUUGUCUUUGGGGAAACUGUUUUGACGGAAACGGUGGGACCUUUUCUCCGACGCUUUUGUUUCUGCAGCGGACCAGUGUUUCUUUUCCGGCCGCGGCGGAUGCCUCCUUCACGGAACGGCCCCAAAUGUAUACUUUUUGCCUUCUUCUUUACGAAAACAGGAUGCAAUGUAAUGUUUUUAGUUCUGGACAUUUUUGGCAUCUCCUCCUGGAGCCAAAUCCUCUUCUGUUUGCUUUUCUUGGCAUAUCUCAGCCCAAAGUCCAUCAGGGCAAUGUUCCCCUAUUAACUCCGUGGCAUUUUAAGCCUUGCUCACGGUUUCUUUUUCUCAACGUUUUCUCCGCGGCGGGUGUCCCGACCUUAGUUUUGCGCAUAGGGCGCUAUUGUACCUUUAACGCGGCAUUUUGAUUUUUCCUCCUGUCGCAUCCCGCGCAAGGGAUGCCCAGAAUUGUCCUUCGGUUUGUGUUAAGUGUCGGGUUCGGGUCUGCCACACGAGGGCAGCAAACCUCCUCCAAGUUUACAACUUGGAGAAAACAACAAGAAGUCCGAUCCUUUAAGAUGGAGACAGGGCUGCCUUCUCUUUUUAUGGGGAGGUGGAAAAUUCAUCCUAAUCCAGAUUGCCCUCUUUCUCUCUAGAAGAAAGGCAUAGAAGUCUUUGCAGCAGCCUCUGUUUGGAGAGUUGCAAAAGUUGUUCCAGAAGUUUCCAUCCCCGGCACUGAGGACCCAGACAAGAUUACUAGUUUUUAUUGUUAUUAUUAUUAAAGAAUAGUUUUCUGGCUUUGCCAUAAAGGUGUAUAGUCUUUCCCCAAGGAGGCAGGCUUGCAUUUACUUCUGCCAUGAGCUGCCAACUGUUUCUGUCUCUUCUGUGUUUGGCUGGAGAACUUUGGUGCCUUGGGAACAGAACGCACUGCUCUGUAUCAACCUAAAAACCCCAUUUUUGUUUUAAUUUUUAAAGCUGGGUUUCCCCUUCCUAGCUCUCUUCCCUUUUCCCUAGGAUAGCAUUGCUAUCUGGUUACGUUUUGGGGAUCUCCGGAGGAAAAACCCUGGUUUGUUAUUUUAUACCGACGGGGCCGAAACCCUCGAAAGGACUUGGUUACCCUCAAAAGGGGCGAAAGGUGCUGUAUAUAUAUAUAUUGCUUUUGCUCUCUCUUUUCCUUAAGUCUGGGUCAAGGUGAAGUUUGCUUUGUCCUUAUGUUCUUGUUGUCCCUUUAGGCAAAUACCUGUCUCCUUAUGGCCAUAGUUUCUGAAAGUUUGUCUCCCUCCGACGGCAACAACAACAAAACCAGAUCCUUCCCCCCCCCCCCUUUUGCCAAUCCAUUCCAAACCUGGGCAUCUGAAGAAGGAGAAGAAGAAGACACCUAACUUUUGGAACAUAACUUUUGGAUAACGUAUUUGCUGAUAAAAGGACAAAGAGGUCAGUUCGAUCUCCGCCAAAUAAAGGCCAGUGUUGCAUUUGGGUUUUUGGAGCCAAGAGGCUUUGCUUUGGAGACGCUUCUGCCAAUGUUCUGCAAACCUCUUUCCUUCCGUCGCUUCGUCCCUUUUUUCGCAUUGAGAGAGAAGGGGAAAGAUGUGCGUUUUGGGUCUCUGCAAAAUGGUCUUCUCAUGCCCUUCCCUUUCUCCCCCCCUUCUUCUUCUUUUUUUAUACUUCUCUAAAUAAAAGGUUUAAAUAAACGAUGGGAUUGUCUAGA